Molecule: messenger RNA, 2564 nt
Organism: Tachysurus fulvidraco (yellow catfish)
Lineage: Eukaryota; Metazoa; Chordata; Actinopteri; Siluriformes; Bagridae
Gene: arhgap18
Product: Rho GTPase activating protein 18
Exons: 15
Coding region: 165-2093 (642 amino acids)
Biological process (GO): regulation of actin filament polymerization; regulation of small GTPase mediated signal transduction; signal transduction
Cellular component (GO): cytoplasm
Molecular function (GO): GTPase activator activity
Source: RefSeq, a predicted model, not a curated record
GUUGACGCAGGGAGAGGAGACUUUGUUCCUCCCUGCUCUGAGGAGGUGGAGUUUCUCUCCUCGGUUGUUCCCGUUGUUAGGGAAGAGUCUAGUCGUUAGGGAAGAGAGUCUCCUCGGUGUUUGUGCUUGUUUUUAUUAUACGCGUUAAUAAUGCGCGGCGCAGCAUGAAUCGGCACCAGGACGCACGGGGAGUGAUACUGACCGGGUACAUCAGCAAUAGCCAGGCUGCUUUCUCUCCUGUGUGCGCGCCUGCUGUGAGCUCCGGGGACGAGCCUGAAGCUCCAGGACCGAGUCGAAAGCCGGCUCACUGUAAUGUGCAGCGGACACGAGCGGUGUCAUCGGGCACUAGGCCGCCGUACCAGCGCCGCAGCUCUCAGGACUCGCUGGACGAAUUGGCCAUGGACGACUACUGGAAGGAGAUGGAAAUUAUCCAGCACAGCGACGCCGAGCCUCAGGAAGAGGUGCAGCUCAAAGUAGCCGACGAGGGCGAGCAGGAAGAGGCGUGGCUAACAGAGGCGGGUCUCGCGACUCUGUUUGACGAGUCGGUGAGUGACGACGACGACGGUAAGGUCCUGCUAUCCACGUUGACGCGCACGCAAGCCGCCGCCGUGCACAAGCGCCUGGAGACGCUACGCAAACGCAACAAACCCCACAGCGUCCCCGACGUCAGGGACAUCUUCAAACCUCAGGACACCAAGGACGAUGAAUCCAAGUCCAGAGGAGGAAGUGAGAAUACAAAAAAGGAAGAAGAAACAUCGUCUGGAAACGGCGAGGGCGUGGCCGACACAGAGACGGACAUCGACCAAGAGGUGUCGUUCUCUGAGCAGGCGCUGACCUACAAGGAGGGGUCAAAGGUCACACCGCCUGUAGACGAGGCUGACGACAGGCUACCUGAUUUCAGGGUAGUGAGAGAUAAGACAGGAAUGACUAAAGUGGGCGAUCUGUCCCCGGCUGACAUGAAGAAAGUCCACCGUCUCAUCCUGAUCGAAGUGAGCGCUCUGUUCGACACGGCCGCCAUCGACCUCAAGACCCACAAACCUCUCCGGAUAAAGGUCAAAGAGUCUGGAUUGUUUGGGGUUCCUCUGACAACGCUGUUAGAUCAGGAUCAGAAGAUGAUGCCAGGGACCCGCGUGCCAAUCAUACUUCAGCGGUUAAUUUCCCACAUAGAAGAUGAAGGGCUGGACACUGAGGGGAUCCUGAGGGUCCCUGGAGCAGCCACCAGAGUGAAGGCUGUGUGUCAGGAGCUGGAACUAAAGUUCUACGAUGGCUUGUUUCCCUGGGAGAAUCUUAAGCAGCACGACGCAGCGAGCGUGCUCAAGCUCUUCAUCAGAGAGCUUCCUCAUCCUCUCCUGACGGUGGAGUACUUCAGUGCUUUCUUCUCUGUGCUCAAAUUCCCGACAAAGAAGCAGCAGCUCCAGGCACUCAAUCUGCUCGUGCUUCUUCUGCCGGCGUCCAGCAGAGACACCCUCAAGGCGCUGUUGGAGUUCCUGCAGCGAGUCAUCGACCACAAGGAGCGCAACAAAAUGACGCUGAAUAACGUCGCCAUGGUGAUGGCGCCCAACAUCUUCAUGUUUAAAGGAUUUCGGAGCAAAAUCACGGGUCAGCAGGAGUUCACCAUGGCGUCAAGCAUGGCCAACAUCGUCAGGCUGCUCAUACGAUACCAGGACCUGCUCUGUACCAUCCCGAAGUUUGUGAUGACUCAGGUGCGGAAACAAAACAUGGAGAGAAAGAUGAACCGAGAAAGAGCGGUGAAAAAACUGCUGAAGAAAAUGGCCUACGAUCGCGAGAGGAACAGCGAGAAAGUAGAGAAGAACACUGAGAUGGAUGGGAGCUUCAUCAGGGUCCAGGCUCCACAAUUCUCAAAGGUCUCUAUGGCGGUGGAGCUGACUGAAGAGCUCCGAGCAUCAGACAUUCUUACACGCUUCCUCAGCCAGGAGAGUUUCAGCUCACUUCUGGUGAAGAGAGAGGAUCUGUAUCUAUAUGAGAUCGGAGGGAACAUCAAGGAGCGCUGUCUGGAUGAAGAAACGUACAUGAAAGCCCUCUUGGAGCUCAACCCCACAGCCGAGUGGGUCAUCAAGUCGGUCCAGCGCUAACGUUCGUUCCACGACCUGCCAAACAAAUGACUGACCAAUCACAGGCGAGCGCGAGAUUAAAGGGAACGUAACAUUUCUUCCACAUCGUCUCCCAUAGGCCGUACCGUCUGCUCUGCACUUUGUAACUGCGUCGGCGUAGAACGUCGUCUCGGGAAUGUGAUUUUUUUUAAAUGAGUAAUUUGUGAUUUAAUACGAACACGACAGAUCAGUGAAUACUUGACACGAGCGUGUAACGGGGAAGAGAAGACGCCGAAGGGAGAAUUAAUCAGCGCUGAAAAUCAUCAACAUUUCAUUUAUUAUCCGUGACUGAUUAGUGUUCUGUUUGUUCUUUCUGUUAGCAGUACUGUACUUCGGGGGAAACACUGCCAAAAUCAUCAUAUAUUUAAAACACUGAGCGUUAACGUACGUCACAGUGAACACACAGUGGGCGUAAAGGUGGCUCAGAUAGCCAAAAUAAACUAGAUUAUAAAC